Messenger RNA from Egretta garzetta (little egret), 5541 nucleotides. RefSeq names its product 3-mercaptopyruvate sulfurtransferase. Gene Ontology annotation, cellular component: mitochondrion. The transcript has 3 exons. Gene Ontology annotation, biological process: transsulfuration. The record is from RefSeq and is a predicted model, not a curated record. Lineage: Eukaryota; Metazoa; Chordata; Aves; Pelecaniformes; Ardeidae. Gene Ontology annotation, molecular function: thiosulfate-cyanide sulfurtransferase activity.
GGAAUGAUCCUUCCUGCUUUUUUCCCCUUCUUCUGCUACCCCUCCCACUACUCUGCAGACUUAUCCUCAGGAGAAAAAAAAAUAAAUGGCAGCAUAGACUCAAUAUAAUUCUGAGGCUGUACACAAAUGAUCUUUCAUCUGGAACCCCUGCUAACUGCAUAGCAACCCUAUUUACUCUUUCUCUCCUUUUCUCUUUUAUUCACUUUGCUCCAGCAGUUUUUGUUAUUUGUUUUAAUUCCUUUUGCCAAGUCUCACUCAGCUUGGCUUCUGGCAAUCCUCCCUCACAAUUUGUAACCUGUAAUAUAUUAUCUUCUUCACUGCUUAAUCCCCUUUUCCACAUCUGUUAAGAGUCUCUGCUUAAAUAUAUAUUUUUUUUUGUUGGCUAUUUAUCUAGCUAGGACUACAGCCCCUUCUCUCUAGCCUUUCCCUUUGCAAUGAAAGCUUCAGCUGGAAUUUCUUAACAUCAAAAAGACAAAAGAUGUGCCCUGUCCACAUUUAACUCCCCGUGGUCUUGGAGUUGGCUGGCUGCAGAUAGCUGUUCUUUUCCAAAUGCCUCCUCUGUUGCCUCCUUUUUUAUCUCUCUCUUCCACUCAAAUUGUAUGCCUCAGAAGGGGCCAUUAGUGAUCUUACCUAACCUACCGUGAACCCAUUGGAAGGAACACUAAGUUUGGUCCUGGCCAGCUCCCUGAGAGUCCUCGCAGUCAGAUCAAUAGGCCUUUGCCACCAAUGUCAAAAAUACGGUGUGCAUAUACAGCCAGAAGAUUCAGCUCUAAGAACCAGCAGGGCCAUGGUGCUAAUUCUGGCAGCUGAUGAUUGUGUACCUUGUCAGGUGAAUGGACAGCUUUGGAUUGUAGGUUCCUGUGGGUUGAAACAGACUUUCAUAAAGUCUCUCAAUCUCCAUGCUGUGCCUCGAGUAUCACUCCAUGGUCAAAGCAGAGCCAGUCCACUCCUAGCUGCAGACUCCACUUGGAGGAGAGAGGGAAGAAGCAGCAACGUUUCAUUCUCACUCCCGCUGCCACUGAAUGUUGAAGCUGAGCAAAAGCUUUAUGUUUGGGGCAGGGAAGACUGAGAGCUGGGAAAAUGGGCAAAACCUUAAGAGCUGUGUAUGUGCAAGAGAGACAAGGACUACACAAGGGCUGAGCAUGAGAAGAAAAAUAGUUGGAAGCUCAUGAAACAACUUUGGGUUUGUUUCCAUUUUCAGAUGCCAGAUUCCUUGCCUGGCAACUUUCCCCUCUUUUCUCAGGUGGCUGCAGAAGAAUUCAGAAAUUCACAACUUUUCUGUACGCGUUAGUUCAGCUAUAAUUCUUGUUCCUCAGUUUUCGGUGCCCAAUACUCAGGCAGAAUCAGCACUGGUAACUAUCAUGUAAUUAUUUUUAUCAUCUGCCCCUGGAUUGCCUAGGAUUGUCUUGGUUCAGGCUGGUUCCAUAGACCUGCACCCUACAGCACCUGGGCAAGCAGGCCCUUGGAGAACCUCGUUGGGCCACUGCUGAAUCACAGAUAAGUGAGUGGGCCUGAGUUGCUAGUUCCUCCAAAAACACAGCACUGUGCAAGGAUGCUUUUAACCACUCAGUGCAUACGUCACGGGCUGCACAUCUGAGGGGCUUGUGCCGCACGCCAUGCAUGAACAUCCAAGCUUUUUCAUCCAAAGCAAUACCUGCAUUUAAGACCUAUGAGACCCGGCUUCUAGAAACGCUGUCCAUUUUUCUCCACCCUGGAAACCUGGGUAAAACUCUCCCACCAACUAAAAAUUAGCCACGCAUCAUGGCUUACCUUAAACACUACAGAGUGUUUAAUCCCAGCAAGGUAGCUGCUGCAUAAAAAUAAAACAGGGACAACUAAUUCUUACCACAAGGAACUGAAAAACUAAAGAGGCAAAAGAGUCAGCUGAAAUUAGCCUCUUCUAGAGACGGAGUUCAUGGAACUGGAGAGAUUAAUUGACUUAAUUAGGAAGUCAAGAGCUGAGGCAAUAAUUAAACUGAAAUCACCUGAGAAUGCAGCAAGUUCCUUAACCUCGACCAUUCUUCUUCUCUAAAUUGCAGGCAAUGUUUCUCCUCCCUGAUUGGAUGACCCCUAUAAUUAAUCAGCAUUGAUUUCAAAUUGCUCUUUUAGGCAUAAGUGCUGCCUUUUACCCACUGCUGGCUGUAGCGCAGCUACUGGCUAGCCUGGUUCAGAAGGCUGUCAAGCUCUUGUGGUACGAGCAGCUGCAGCUGGAGUGCUUAUCCUGCUGGAUCUGCUGUGGGAAGCAAAACUGGACCACCGCAAAUAAACUGUUCCAUGCUGACUCAUUUCAAAGGAAAAAUCUGUUCUCAAGACGCUGUCAGGGGCUGCGGUAUUUGUCACCUAGUGACCACUCCCACUUUGGGAAAGAGAAUGCAAAAUCCACCAGCUCCCAGCAAGGAGCAUUUUAUUCACAUCUUGAGGUUAAAAUUCAACCUUUGCUUUGACGGGCUGCAUUAGGUGAAGAAACAGAAUGAGUGAUAAGCCCAACUCCCUCUCUCUUCCUGCAACAGUCUCCUCUGUCACUCCCAUUAACCUCUCUCACCUUCCGCAUUGUCUUGCACAGGUCAAGUGUGUUGGUGGGGUGGGGGGCUUGCUGUAGACACUUAGAUGAACCACAAAUACAGAGCCAUUUACUGCCAAAUGCUCCUGAGAUUCAGAUGUGGGAAAUGUGUUUCAGGCCACGGUGUCAUACUCAAUCGCUGUACAGCAGCACACACACAGGAAAACAGCCAGAACAGAAUGACAACUGACCUGCAAGGCAGCAGCACAGCACUGCCUCAGGACCGCAGAAGCCUGCUCACACCUGCUCCUGUAGCGUGGAGCUUGACUCAGACCAAACAACUGUUGCUGAGCUUUUCUGUGCUUUGUUUUUGAAACUCUGCAUUUCUUUUUAAAUAAUUUCUGUGAUUCCCUUUUGGAGGAGAGGUUAUUCUGGGAUAUACCAAGGCUUAAAUUACACAGUAAGGGCCUCCUUUAACAACCAACUUGAAUUUCAUUCCAGGCACAUCGCUGUACCAGCUGUCCCCACUGCACGGGACUUCUCCCACCCCUGCUUCUUGCAGGUCUAGUGUUUGACCAAGGUAAGAAAAUCAAUGUUUAUUCCUGUUACUUGGGGCAUCCAAAAGAGAGGUUCACAGCUCAUACCUUUGGGAAGGGUUUGGGGAUUGUUUUGCAUGUUGGAUUUAAUGGCAGAGAGCAGAAGGACAAAGAUCAGCUCAAGCAAGUUCUCUGUUUGCUGGGAACCAGAGCAAGAAGGACAAUGUCCCUUGGGUUACUGUAUUGCCUAAAACCUGUGCUUUUGCUGGUGCAUUCAUUAUGGUGAGAGGUGCCUAUAUGAAUGCUGAUAGUUUGUGUGUGUCUGCUAGUGUUAGAUAGGACUCUGAACACAGCCCUGGGAGCUCUCACCUCCCAUGUUUGCAUUCUGAUUAACUUCUGCAGGGUGUGAGAUGGGUGAUCCUGGAGCCACCUGACUGCAGACCUUUUCUGCUAUUUUCUCCUGCAGCUUUACAACCAACUAGAAGAAAAGCAUUCUGUGAGGGCACUGGGAUCUGAAUGCUCAACUGCAGAUCCCUUAAGUCAGGUAGAUUCAGGCAGGCCCCAGGAACCAGGUAAUCUUGGCCAGGACUCAGGAGCAAUGUCACAGCAACUCCUCUACCGUGCUCUGGUGUCCGCAAAAUGGCUUUCAGAAACCAUCAAGUCCCAGCAAGCUGGUCUGGCCUUGAGAAUCGUGGAUGCAUCCUGGUAUUUGCCAAAGAUGAAGCGUGACCCGAAGCGGGAAUUUGAGGAGCGCCAUAUCCCUGGUGCAGUUUUUUUCGACAUUGACCAGUGCAGCGACCGUACUUCACCGUAUGAUCACAUGCUGCCCAAGGCUGAUGACUUUGCUGAGUAUGUGGGGAAGCUGGGUGUGGGGAAUGAUUCCCAUGUUGUGGUGUAUGAUGGCAGCGACCAAGGUCUCUUCUCAGCGCCCCGGGUGUGGUGGAUGUUCCGGGCCUUUGGACAUGAAGCCGUCUCCCUUCUGGAUGGUGGCCUGAAGAACUGGCAACGAGAGGGGAAUGCGCUGAGCUCUGGGAAAAGCCAGGUAGCUCCUUCUGAGUUCCACGCCUCCUUGGACAAGUCCCUGGUGAAAACGUACGAGGAUGUCUUGGAUAACUUGGAUUCCCACCGCUUCCAACUGGUGGAUGCGCGCGCUGCAGGACGGUUCCGGGGAGUAGAGCCAGAGCCCCGAGAUGGAAUUGAGCCUGGUCAUGUCCCUGGGUCGAUGAACAUCCCCUUCACCGAUUUCCUCACAGAAUCUGGCUUAGAGAAGACCCCUGAGCAGAUCCACAGUCUGUUCCAGGAGAAGAAGGUGGACCUCUUAAAGCCGGUGGUAGCCACGUGUGGCUCUGGGGUCACUGCCUGCCACGUGGCUCUGGGGGCAUACCUCUGUGGCAAACCAGAUGUUGCUGUGUACGAUGGGGCCUGGGUGGAAUGGUACAUGCGGGCACAGCCUGAAAAUAUUAUUUCUGAGGGAAAGGGGAAGACGGUGUAAUAAGCUGCUUCGUCUCCCAGCUGUGCAGAUAAUUUGCCUUGAAACAGGAUUUGGAAAAGAUGGGUUUAGCAUUCCUGGUUAAGUGUCUUGAGGUGAAGGUGUUGGGUAGUAAGUACGGGCACGUGGUGCUUUGGCACUUUCUCCUUACGCUACUGCUGCUCCUUAGGAGCAUAAAGAUGACCUGGGCAGCCAGCUCUAGGUGACCCUGCUUGAGCAGGUGGGGUGAACCAGAUGUCCUCCCAAGGUCACUUCCAACCUCAGCCGUUCUGUGAUUCUGUGACCUUUUUACAGUACCAGAUGGAAGGGAGAGAGUGUGGGUGGCAGCAUGGGGAAGUAGUUGAGUCAAGCCAAGCUCAUGACUUAGGACGUUCCACCAUGUUCACUCACAGGAUGGUCAUACGUAUAACUGUGCCUCAUGAUACUGCUCUCUGCCUCUGUCCUAGAAGCAAUCCGUGCACUUUAUGGCCAUUUUGAGUGCAAAACUUCAGGGAAAGACAACUUCCUGAUUGGCAUUUAGGUUAGAGACUUUGGAUUUCUUCUUGCACUUGGACUCUAACUGCAAUGUGUACUUAGCCAGUUUUGUACCCCCAUGGUCCAAAAUUCCCCUUGGAAAAAGGAAAAGAUUCUGGGAUUAAAAAAGGGUAAAUAAACGUGUUUCAAGGUCUUCCCGCUGAGUGGAACUUACGUGAGUGUUGCUUGGGUAAUUGCUUUUCAGGAACUCUCUUUUUAUGGGAUCACUUUGUCUUGGUGAUUUGAAUGAGAUGUUUCCUUCUCUCCAUGAGUAGAACUGCAUCUCUUAUGCUCAACAAGCCCAGGAAAGGCAAUGGCAUGCCUCUCUCUUGGGACUUUUCACCAUCUUCCUCCUUUCAGUCCUUGUCUGUUUGCUUUUUGGCCUAAAACACCACGUUAGUCAGUCGCAGCUCUGUUCUUCAAACACCGGAUGUCAGCUCACACGAUGAAAAUUGAACUGCAUGGGUGUUUCCGUUCUUUCCAUGAGACUUGCCAUGUAACUU